AUGGCUGAGAUCCGCCGAAAGUUGGUCAUCGUCGGUGACGGUGCCUGCGGUAAAACUUGUUUGUUGAUUGUCUUCUCUAAGGGCACCUUCCCCGAGGUCUACGUCCCCACCGUCUUCGAGAACUACGUCGCCGACGUUGAGGUCGAUGGCAAGCACGUCGAGCUAGCUCUUUGGGAUACGGCUGGUCAAGAGGAUUACGACCGUCUCCGACCUCUCUCAUACCCCGACUCCCACGUCAUUCUCAUCUGCUUCGCCGUUGACUCGCCCGACUCGCUUGACAACGUUCAGGAGAAGUGGAUCUCCGAGGUUCUGCACUUCUGCCAGGGUCUCCCCAUCAUCUUGGUUGGUUGCAAGAAGGAUCUGCGACACGACAACAAGACCAUCGAGGAGCUUCGCAAGACCAGCCAGAAGCCCGUUUCUCCCGAGGAGGGUGAGGAGGUCCGCAAGAAGAUUGGCGCCUACAAGUACCUUGAGUGCUCGGCCAAGACCAACGAGGGUGUCCGGGAGGUGUUUGAGCACGCUACGCGCGCUGCUCUUCUGUCCCGCAGCUCCAAGAAGGGCCACAAGGGCAAGUGCAUGAUCCUAUAA
Pestalotiopsis fici W106-1 is the source of this 588-nucleotide messenger RNA. RefSeq names its product GTP-binding protein rhoA. The record is from RefSeq and is a predicted model, not a curated record. NCBI's taxonomy places the organism in Eukaryota, Fungi, Ascomycota, Sordariomycetes, Amphisphaeriales, Sporocadaceae. The coding region runs from base 1 to 588 and encodes 195 amino acids. The transcript is spliced from 5 exons. Gene Ontology annotation, biological process: small GTPase-mediated signal transduction. Gene Ontology annotation, molecular function: GTP binding; GTPase activity.